This is a messenger RNA of Dendrobium catenatum, 1297 nucleotides long. Its product is annotated as probable isoaspartyl peptidase/L-asparaginase 3. The transcript is spliced from 6 exons. The record is from RefSeq and is a predicted model, not a curated record. NCBI's taxonomy places the organism in Eukaryota, Viridiplantae, Streptophyta, Magnoliopsida, Asparagales, Orchidaceae. Gene Ontology annotation, molecular function: N4-(beta-N-acetylglucosaminyl)-L-asparaginase activity. Bases 332 to 1141 code for a protein of 269 amino acids. Gene Ontology annotation, biological process: protein deglycosylation.
CAAAAAAUCCCCCAUUUUUGUUACCCGUCAGUUCUUAUUGAUAGCCUAGGUUUCACGCGUCUUGUCAUCUACAGGUGGCAGCGACUGGCGCUGCUCACAGCUCGGAACCUUUCCCGGUGGUCGUGAGCACAUGGCCGUUCGUGGAGGCGGUGAGAGCUGCUUGGAGAGUCGUUACUGCCGGAUCCUCCGCCGUGGAUGCCGUCGUUGAGGGCUGCUCUACUUGUGAGGAGCUGCGCUGCGAUGGCACAGUUGGACCUGGUGGAAGUCCUGAUGAAAAUGGAGAAACUACAUUAGAUGCUCUUGUUAUGAAUGGGGAUACCUGUAGUCAACAAUGGAGGUCGGAGCUGUGGCUGCUAUGAGAUUUGUCAAGGAUGGCAUAAAAGCUGCUAAAUUAGUUAUGGAGCACACAGAGCAUACUUUGAUUGUUGGAGAGAAGGCCUCAAUUUUUGCGAUUUCUAUGGGUCUACUUGGGCCUUCAAAUUUGAGCUCACCUGAGUCUCUUGAGAAGUGGAUUAGGUGGAAGAGGAACUCUUGCCAACCAAACUUUCGAAAAAAUGUCAUUCCUACGAAUAGCUGUGGCCCUUACUCUUUCAGCGAUGCUGCUUCAACUUCAGCUGCGAAGUCCCUUGCAUCCCCUGCAGAAGGUGACUUAGGGAAAGAUUGGCCUGAAGACAACAAGUUUGUAGCCUCUAAAGCAAAUUCUAUCCCUGUCAGCAAUCAUUACCAUGACACGAUAUCCAUGGCUGUGAUAGAUAAAGCUGGAAGAAUAGCAGUUGGAACAUCAACUAAUGGCGCUACAUUCAAAAUUCCUGGCAGGGUGGGUGAUGGACCGAUUGCAGGAUCUUCUGCAUAUGCUGAUGACGAAGUGGGUGCCUGUGGUGCAACUGGAGAUGGUGACAUUAUGAUGCGCUUUCUUCCAUGUUACCAAGUAGUAGAAAGCAUGAGACAGGGGAUGGAGCCUAAGAUCGCAGCAGCUGAUGCUAUCUCUCGAAUCGCUCGCAAGUUUCCAGAUUUCGUUGGAGCUAUCUUUGCCCUUAACAAGAAUGGUGUGCAUGCUGGGGCUUGCCAUGGAUGGACAUUUCAAUACUCUGUAAGAACACCCACCAUGGAAGAUGUUGAAGUCUUCACUGUGGUACCCUGAAACGGGAAACAAGUUAGGUCAGUUAGAGUAAAUUUUUAAUCAGAAUAUAUUUUAAAUUUACUUUGAUACAAACAUUUUCCCCCUCUAACAUCAUUGGUUUUCUAACUUUGAUGCUGCUUUCUUGGUUAGAAUUUCAUGAAGUUCUAGUUUUGUUUA